GAAGCCAUCUAAUUCUUUCUAUAUCGCCUUUUGAACGUACAACUAGUGAAGUCUAUACCAUGUCGUUGCAUGAAUCGUUUCCAAAUAUGUUCACAUUCCUAGUCUAGAUUGAUUCUCUACCACUCGAUCUGGCUUCGGUUAAAAAUCCUUGCCAAAUUUGAGCUCGGUUCUAGUUACGAUGCAUCCGAAGGCAAACGCGCAUUAAUUUCUCACACCCCAGAAAACAACCCACAUCGUAAUACUGGAAAAGAAAGAGGACAGCAAAAAAGUAGCUCAAGAGACCGUCAUCUACCCAUCCCACAUUCUACAGCCCACCCAUCUCCAAAUUACCCCAGGAAAAACUUCCCGAAACGAGACCACCCAACGGGAAUCAAAGACCCUUGGCAUUGCCUUACGCACAUUCCCGAACGAACGAAAGUCGAUCUAGCAAUUCCCAGCUAAAUCAUUGCCGUGCGGCGUAUGUGCAACUUGAGAUUAUGAUAGGCAGCCUAUCAUAGGCCCCUUUAUUGACUUCCAAGAGCCAUGUAUGCACCAAAUUACUCUUUUGGACAGGGGAACAAUACGCAGUCUUUCAAUCCCAAUGGCGGCCAUCCACAGGCUCCCCAAAAUGUCCAUCAACAAGGUCAACAACAGCCUCAGCACAUGAUGUAUAAUGCUCAACAAUACGGGCCCGGAGGUCAUCAAUCUCCUUACGGCGCAUCUGGCCCCGGCAUGGCUGGUAAUGCGGGUGGGAUGGGAAUGAUGCAGAACAGCGGUUUGGCGCAUAUGGCUGGUGGAAAUGGUGAGUUGCACAUUUAUAAUUCUCCUGUAAUCUGCUAUAAGAACUCAUUGCAGCUGCAUAUCUUGCACACGCGUCAAUGUUCAGACGAAAGACUACACAGUUCCUGUACAGUAGACUAUGAAGGGUAUGCGAGGUGUCGAAUAUACAUGCAGUCAUUCACGUUGAGCAGAAAGUUCCUUCCUAUCAGACGCCAUAUACAAGCUCUCCUUACGGCAACAAUAUCGCUACAUCAUCUUCCGUAUCACACCCUUCGAACUUCAUGCCGACCGCAUCGAAUGCGCCUCCACAAUAUGGGAUGAACCCUUCCGCGAUGAUACCACAGCAGCAGCAUCAAAUACAGCGUAUGCAGCCACCGCCAUCUUCUACACCGACGCCGACGUCGGCGAAUUCCCGCGUUUCUCCCUACGGAAAUUUUCCCCAGAGCACACCACCAAGCGCGUCAAACGCGCAAUUCGCUGUACCACCAAAUCUCAACCAGCAACAUCAUCAAACCCCUAACAACAAUCAACAAGGAGGAAUAAGCUUGACCCCGCAGACCCCAAGUUUCCCACCAGGUGUACGAAAUUCUGAAAACGCCGGAGCCGCCAUGAGCACGCCAUUGAGUCCUGGCUCAGAACUUCGAGAGAAAGAAAGGGUCACCGUACUACUAGAUAUCAAUCGAGAGAUGUUGUUGGAAAUUAUGCGUAUUAUAGCUUUGCAGACUGAUUUGAAGAAUAACAAAACGGAGGAUCCCGCCGAGAAGGCAACGCUUGAGGCGGAGCAAAAACUUCUGGCGACCGAAUAUAUGCAAUGUAUGCGACGACUACAAUCGAAUCUAGCUUACCUUGCCGCAAUCGCCGAUCGCUCUCACAAGCCCGCAGCUCAGAUCCCCUCGCAUCCCGCAAUCAUGUUCGCACCAACUCUUACAUAUAAACCCGCGCAUACCAUCCCUAUAUCUGCGCCCACGAACGACGACGAUCCAGCAUCGAAACCCGAAGAAGGGCACGAAGAUCGGAGAGAGAUAUUAAAGGAGGCAUAUGAACGAUUACAGGCCCUUUAUCCAGGCGUAGAUCCUAAGAAAGAUACACCGGCUGGGCCACCAAACGCAACAAAUCGAGCACAAGCGCAGGCACAGCAACACGUAAAUUUAAUGCAGGCUGCAGGGCAGAAACAGGGUGACAUGGGCCAGGGCGUACAGAAUAUGAUGGGAGGACAAAAUGGGAUGGCGCAAGGACAAGGACAAAUGGUUCAAGGCGGCAUGGGCGGCAUGGUUGGUAUGGGCCAAAUGCAGCAGCUUCAGCAGCAAGGUCAACAAAACAUGGGAAUGCCUGGUCUUAACCAAAAUCAAAAUCAAUUGCAGCAACAGCAGCAGCAGCAACACCAGCAAAAGAUGCAAAACGAGAUGAUGAGACAGAGGAUGAUGCAGGAAGCCCAAAAGAACCAAAUGAUGAAUAUGGGACAAAUGCCGGGAAGAUAAAUAUUUUUUCGGCAUGAAACAAUGUGGUAGUUGAGGAGAAUCGGUAUUGAUGUGGCAUUUGAUGGGUGUUGGGUAUCAAAACUUGAUGAGGGAUUGGCUACAUCGGAUGACACAGGCUCAGGCGUAUGUACAUGCUGUAUGAUAUAUGGCGUUGGGUAAGGGGGGUUUUAUGCUUAUAGCAGUGGAACAGGAUAUUGCAUACAUGGAAUGGUUAAGGAUUACUGAACUACAUAUAUACCUAGAUUUGAUGCUUCUUGGACUCUUGUCACAGUGUAAUGCCUCAGGUUUGUAUGUCGUGAAGUGUGAAGUGCUAGUUUUGCCAGUUGCGGCUCUGCGGGACGAUGUGCUAUAUAAUGACAGUUAGGUGAGUAUCA
Botrytis cinerea B05.10 is the source of this 2611-nucleotide messenger RNA. RefSeq lists its product as hypothetical. The transcript is spliced from 3 exons. The coding region runs from base 1041 to 2237 and encodes 398 amino acids. NCBI's taxonomy places the organism in Eukaryota, Fungi, Ascomycota, Leotiomycetes, Helotiales, Sclerotiniaceae. The record is from RefSeq and is a predicted model, not a curated record.